AUGCUUACACAAGACGGACAGGUCGAGGCGGCCAUCACGGUCCACGGACCACGGCGACGGCGCAGUGAGCGUACACGUUCCGCUGUGCCAUCCAUGGCCACGGUGAAGACGGGACGCGGAAACCUUGCGCCCCUUGAUGAGCGCCUCUCGACUGCAGCUCACCGUGAAAAGAAGCGGCGAUCCAUGCACUCGGAUGGGAGCGCCACUUCCACCGGAUGUUGGAGGGCCUCGUCUGGUGGAGCAGCCGCCAUGAUGACCAAUUGGUAG
This is a messenger RNA of Metarhizium robertsii ARSEF 23, 267 nucleotides long. RefSeq names its product alpha-1,2-mannosyltransferase. The coding region runs from base 1 to 267 and encodes 88 amino acids. Lineage: Eukaryota; Fungi; Ascomycota; Sordariomycetes; Hypocreales; Clavicipitaceae. The record is from RefSeq and is a predicted model, not a curated record. The transcript has a single exon.